AUGUCCAACAUAGAGGUUUUGAUCAAUACUCUGGCCCCCGAUGCUGUUGUCAUCGAGGAGCCCAACGGUACUCUCUCCUCACUGGUAAGCAUCUUCCCAAAGGCAGAGUUUCUGUCAUCACUAGGCAAUCUAGGCAAGACGAAUCGCGGCGAGCUGGCCCGUCGCUUGUUCUUUAUUUGGGCAGGCUACGUUGUCCUACGAUGCAUCUACAACCUCUACUUUCAUCCUCUUCGUAAGAUCCCCGGUCCAUGGCUGGCGGCCAUGACGCCGCUCUGCGACUUUUGGUACGAUGCUGUCAAGAGCGGCAACUACCUCUGGGAGAUUCAGAAGAUGCAUGAGAAAUACGGCCCCAUUGUUCGCAUCAACCCCAACGAAGUUCACAUUGACGACCCGGAAUACUACCAAAACGUCUAUGUCGGCGGCACUCACCGCGUCAACAAGGACUCGUCUACCGUAGCCGGUUUCGGGGUCCCUGCAUCUGUAGCAGCCACUGUGAACCACGGACAGCACCGCUCCCGCCGCGGUUACAUGAACCCCUACUUCGCCAAGCGGUCCAUCGUUUCCAUGGAGCCCCAGAUUCACGAGCGUAUCACGGCCAUGCUGAACCGCCUCGACGGUGCCCGCAAGGAGGGCACCAAAAUCUCGUUGGACCUGGCGUUCUCCGCCAUGACGGCCGACAUCAUCACCCAACGCUUCUUCGGCUACCACUACGACUACCUCAGCAUCCCUAGCCUAGUUUCGCCCAUUCGUGAGGCCUUCAAGGGUGUUUCGGAAAUCUUCCACUGGACUCGCUUUGUGCCGUGGGCCAUCAAAUACCUCAAGAAGCUGCCCAUCCCCAUUAUCCGCCUCAUCUUGCCACCUGUUGCCGAACUUCUCCUUCUACAAGAAGACAUCAAGAUGAACAUCAAGAAGAAACUUGCCAGCAAGGAAGAUAGCUCCGCGUCCAAAUCAAUCAUGAUCGAGGCCCUCGGCGACCCGCACGUUCCUGCGCAGGAACGCACCAUGAAGCGUCUUGUAGAUGAAGGCCAGGUCAUUAUUUUCGCUGGAACAGAAACCUCGUCGAGAUCGCUCGCCGUCGGCAUGUUCUACUUGCUUGACAACAAGUCUCUCGUCACUAAGGCCCUUGUGGAGCUCUCCAAGGUGGACCACAUCCCCGACGAAGAGCUCACAAUGAAGGAUCUCGAGACACUGCCUUUCAUGACUGGCAUUGUUAAAGAGGCUAUCCGCCUUUCUUAUGGACCCAUCACCCGUCUUCCCCGCGUGUUCACCCACGAGACGCUUCAGUACAAGAACCAUGCCAUUCCCCCUGGAACGCCUGUAAGUCAGUCGACGUAUUUCGUGCACACUAACCCCAAGUGCUUCGCGGAUCCCUUCACCUUCAACCCAGACCGCUGGGUGGAGGCGGCCAAGGCAGGGUUUCCUCUCGAGAGGUACCUCACGAGCUUCACCAAGGGUUCCCGGCAGUGCCUCGGUAUCGGCUUGGCCCACGCCGAGCUGUACCUGACAUUCACCCGCGUUCUUCGCAACUUCGAUAUGGAUCUGGUGAACACGUCGGUCGCCGACGUCCAGGUCCACAACGUAUUGAUUAUCGGCCAGCCCAAGUUCGAGAAGGGCAAGGGUGAAGGACAGGGCGAGGUCGAGGUGAUGGUGACACGCAGGCUGAGGUCCUGA
Colletotrichum spaethianum is the source of this 1671-nucleotide messenger RNA. RefSeq names its product cytochrome P450 monooxygenase SAT11. NCBI's taxonomy places the organism in Eukaryota, Fungi, Ascomycota, Sordariomycetes, Glomerellales, Glomerellaceae. Gene Ontology annotation, molecular function: oxidoreductase activity, acting on paired donors, with incorporation or reduction of molecular oxygen; iron ion binding; monooxygenase activity. The transcript is spliced from 5 exons. The record is from RefSeq and is a predicted model, not a curated record. The coding region runs from base 1 to 1671 and encodes 556 amino acids.